Messenger RNA from Candoia aspera, 826 nucleotides. RefSeq names its product oxidoreductase like domain containing 1 (gene OXLD1). The transcript has 2 exons. Lineage: Eukaryota; Metazoa; Chordata; Lepidosauria; Squamata; Candoiidae. The record is from RefSeq and is a predicted model, not a curated record. Bases 172 to 684 code for a protein of 170 amino acids.
UCCACCGUGUGCCUCGCCAAUUUCCCCGCCCAGCAGCACUUUCCAAUUGGUCCAGCUCGCCUCUUCUUUCGGAAUUACGUUGGGGCAGAAUCGUGGUUGCUAUUGGAUGAGGGAGUCGUCACUCCCGGCGGGCGUCGAAGGAGACGUAGUUGCCUAAAGGCAUCCGGGAAAAUGUUGCAUUUGGGGGUUUUCCGCUGCCGUCGCAGGUUGGCGGGGACUUUUGGCACAUCAGAAGCGGGGCAGAACUAUAUAUAUCUGUCUGGGGGCCCUGAGGAUAGUGAUACAACAGCACUGUCCCUGCUGAAAAGAUCCUGCCAUAGGUUAGUCAAUAUAGGGCGGCUCCCUGCAGCGCUACUAGGCAGCGGACAGCGCCGCUUCGGUGCAAAUCCCGAGAGCAGUAACGGCACCCAAAACGCUGCUUCCCUGAAGGACAAGUCGUGCUCUGAGAAGGAAGCUGCUUCUUCGGGAAACCCUUUUAUCACCCCCCCAAUACUUCACCCUCCCACAACUUGUUGUAUGAGUGGAUGCCACAACUGCGUCUGGAUCGCUUAUGCAGAAGAGCUUCUGAAAUACUACAGGGACGGGGGAGAUCAGGCCUUGGCAGCCGUGGAGAAGCACGUACAGGAUGAAAAUAUUAAAGCGUUCUUAAAGAUGGAAAUUAAGCUCCGCAUGAAGAAAGACUGAAAUGUUUGGUCCGAUGUACUCUUAGUACAUGGCUUCAGACUAUGGGAGAUUUUGAAGGGGAAAAACUCCUAAUUAUUUAUGGCUCUUUCUGUAAGAGGUGUUACGUUUUGUUUUAUAUAAAGAGUUCUAAUGAUCAUAUGUC